GCCGGCUCCAUUCAUUCGCGCGGCUCCGCCUCCGGGCUCGGGCUCGGCGGCUCCGGGACGCGGCGGAGAGGAUGGCAUUCCCUGUGGAUUUGCUGGAUAACUGCAGUCAUGAGGAAUUAGAAAGUUCUGCUGAAGAUUACAUGUCAGAUUUAAGGUGUGGGGAUCCUGACAACCCAGAAUAUUUAUCUCUUCUCAGUAUUACGAUUCCCAUUAGCCUCUCAAAUGUAGGCUUUGUACCUCUCUAUGGUGGAGAUCAGACUCAGAAAAUUCUUGCUCUUUUUGCACCUGAGGAUUCACUUACAGCUGUGGCACUUUACCUUGCUGAUCAGUGGUGGGCCAUUGAUGAUAUUGUGAAAACAUCUCUUCCUUCAAGAGAAGGGCUUAAGCAGGUGAGCACUCUUGGGGAAAGAGUGGUUCUGUAUGUUCUCAAUCGAAUUAUUUAUAGAAAACAAGAAAUGGAGAGAAAUGAGAUCCCAUUCCUGUGUCAUAGCAGUACUGAUUAUGCUAAGAUUCUGUGGAGGAAAGGAGAGGCCAUUGGGUUUUAUUCAGUUAAGCCUACAGGAAGCUUAUGUACUUCAUAUGUUACCCAAAGUUACCAACUGCCAGUUCUUGAUACAAUGUUUGUAAGAAAGAAACACAGAGGCAAAGAUUGUGGGCUUCUCAUGUUGGAGGAUUUUGUUGAUUCCUUUACAGAAGAUGCACUUGGAUUGCGCUAUCCACUGUCUUCUCUCAUGUACACAGCUUCCAAGCAAUACGUUGAAAAGUAUCCAGGAGACCAUGAACUCCUUUGGGAAGUUGAAGGUGUUGGAAACUGGUACCAGCGAAUACCAGUUACCAGAGCAUUACAGAGAGAGACUCUUAAAAUCACAGCAGUUUCUCAACAUGAAGCCAAGAGGCCUCUGUCCGGGGAAUGUGCUCUUGCAAUAGAUCCAGAAUAUGAACCGGGUGCUGAAGACAAUCAGUCUAGUGAGAUGCAGCUAACUAUUGAUUCUCUAAAAGAUGCCUUUGCAAGCACUUCUGAAGGCCAUGAUAAAACACCUGUUUCCACUCGUACUCGAAGUGGUCAUCUAAAGCGGCCAAAGAUAGGAAAGCGGUUUCAAGAUGCUGAAUUUAGUAGUUCUCAAGGUGAAGAUGAGAAAACUGUCCAGCCUUUACCUACAGCUUCAAUAAACAAACUGGAGUCUACUGCACGCACUUCAGAGAGCUCAGAAGAAUUCCUGGAAGAAUGUGAGCAGCGAGUGACAGAAUUUGAUGAUGAAAUCAGUGACAAAGAUGCACGGCCUGCACUAGAAACCCAAACUGGCCUGGAGAAACAAGAUGGUGUGAAGGACCCUGAUUUAGAACCUAUGAAUGGUGAGAUAAUGGAUGAUAAUCUUAAGACUUCACUUACAACUGAAGAGGAAGAUUCUACUAGUGAAGGUUUAGAAGAAGAAUUAAAAGUACAGUCUUUUCAUUCUGGUGAAGAUGCUACAAAUCUUGUUCCCUUGGUGGCAGAAUCUUCAAAGCCUGUUGAGGCUGCCGCAAUGGAUAAGACCCGACAUAUAACUGACUCAGAAACGUUGAUGGAUCAAGGCUCAUCUGAUGACAAGGGGCACACGGAAGAGAAACUGUCCCUAGUUUCCAAAAAGAAAGCACAUUUGGGGAGUUCAGACAAUGUUGCUACUAUCUCCAGUGAAGAACGAUCUGAUAGUGGUUUUCCAAACUCUGUGGUAACAGAAGUUUCUGAAGAGCCAGUCUCUGAGAACUUAUCACCGCACACGACUUCCUCAUUGGAAGACCAGGGCGAGGAGGUUGCGUCUGAGCCCCAGGAAAUGUCUACUGCUCUUCCUCAGAGUUCUCUUAUAGAGGUAGAACUUGAGGAUGUGCCAUUCUCUCAGAAUGCAGGACAGAAGAACCAGUCAGAGGAGCAGUCUGAAGCAUCUUCUGAGCAACUCGAUCAGUUCACACAGUCAGCAGAAAAAGCUGUAGAUAGCAGCUCAGAGGAGAUCGAGGUGGAAGUGCCUGUGGUCGACCGGCGGAAUUUAAGAAGGAAGGCCAAAGGGCACAAAGGACCUGCCAAGAAGAAAGCCAAGCUCACCUGAAGGAAGAAAUACGUAUGAUGAAUCCUUUUCUUUGUGACAUAAUUGUUGUUUUUAAACAUGGUAAUUAAUAAACAGCAUGGGGCACAGGACAAAAGUUUCCAAAUUUUCCAUUUGAACUUAUUUACAGUGCAGUUUUUCUCUUCCCUUUAGGAACUAGGAUUCACCAUGGUUUUUAGUUUUGCAGGCUAUAUUGUAUAUAUAAUAAUUUCUUAUUUUUAUUAACCAUGUUUCAAUUUUGGGAAUCCAGAUCAUAUUAUAUUUUUCUUUAGCAAGUGGGACAU
This is a messenger RNA of Perognathus longimembris pacificus (Pacific pocket mouse), 2362 nucleotides long. RefSeq names its product family with sequence similarity 169 member A (gene Fam169a). Lineage: Eukaryota; Metazoa; Chordata; Mammalia; Rodentia; Heteromyidae. The record is from RefSeq and is a predicted model, not a curated record. Bases 72 to 2081 code for a protein of 669 amino acids. The transcript has 13 exons.